Molecule: messenger RNA, 3738 nt
Organism: Loa loa (African eye worm)
Lineage: Eukaryota; Metazoa; Nematoda; Chromadorea; Rhabditida; Onchocercidae
Exons: 24
Coding region: 67-3342 (1091 amino acids)
Source: RefSeq, a predicted model, not a curated record
UUUUAGUGAUCCAUAUAUUAGGAACAUACAUUUAAUUGGACUGAUAUAAAAUGGGUUUAAUUAUCAAUGAAUGAAAAGAAGAUGGGUGAUUCCUAUGACGAAGAUGAAGGUCGUUUGAUGAUAGAUGAUGCUAUUCUGGAUAGCACUCAUUCAUCCCAAGCAGGUUGCGCGGAAACAUCCUCCAAAACUACUAGUUAUGAAAAAACAGUUGAAUUAACUCCGGAAGAUGGCGUGGAAAGUCAUCCGGUUGAUCCAGAACCAAAGCCGAAUUUUUAUUGUGAAAGUGGAGUUCCAAAAGUAGUUCAAGGUGUUCAUCGAGAUGAUCGACUGAAAAUGACGAUCAGACGGACACAGAGCCCAGUCAGCGGUGGUGGACAAUUUUCAUAUCCUGGAGAAAAACGUAGUGACGGAUCAACACGAGAUGAGGAUAUAUCUAAAGAAGAGGGAGAAAUCGAUGAUGAAGAAGAGACGAGUAAUAGUUUACAUGCGAAUUCAACCGCUGUAAGCGUUCAUCAGCCAGCUAACUGGCCUGGAUACCAGAGUACUGGUUUUGAAACAGGAUCUGCCGGCACGAACAAAUUUCGUCACGGCGGACAACAGCAGUUUGAACAUCUUCUGUACAGCACACCGCAUUCUAGUGCACGUCAACUAGCGGUCAAUAUUUCGUUAUCUUCGAACGUGACUUCUCCGGGACCAGCAAAUGUGACAAGUUCAUUGACGGUUGAAGAACACAGCUCCCGUGUUCUCUCCGCAUCUCAUACUCAGCAAACAGGAAUUUCUACUACCAGUGUACGUCUUGGACUUACUGGAAAUCAAGGGAUACAAUUUGGUGAAGACCGUGCGGAUUUGGAUCGGCAAAAUACUGCGGUAGUUGGUGUUAGCUUGAAAAAUACGGGAACGCAUAGUUCACCAUGCAGCAAAAUACGAAAAAAGAAACGACGCGUCAGUGAGCGAGAUGAGCAUGAAACCUGCCUGGCUUCUCCCAGCAGCACAGCACCUUCCUUUAAUAUGGCAGCUUCACAAUUAGGCAUGACUUCUGCAGGUGUUAGUUCAGUGAAAAAGAAGAAACCGAAUAUACGCGACCGCUCAACAUGUGUUAGUGUUAAAUCAGUGCAAACUAAUGACGGCGAUAUGGACGUAAAAGUUGGCUCAACUCAUUGUCUCAAUAUUUCCGUGCUUGCAAAAGCUUCGAAUUAUUUGUACUAUGUUACUAAUUGGAAUGGGCGUGAUUUGUAUGGUGUUUUGGGUGAUGGUUUGCCGCCUUUACAACAUACGUAUAUGAGUAAAAAGGCUUCGGGCACGUCUGCUGCAUUAAGCAGUGCAUCCGGGUUUGAUUCGUUUAGUUCACAUGAUAAAACAAAUGGUGGCAGUCCAUCAAAGCAACGAAUUAAUGCUAAAAGAUCGAACAGAAGCUCCUCAGUCUGUCCACCGAAUGGAUUUCCUGAAAUUAAACCAGCUGGAAGAAAGGGUUUAAUCGGAAAUGUUGGUCGACCAUCAAGUGCUUCAACCAGUGAUGUACAAUCUGUCGGUGGGGAUCUACAAGACGAAGAAAGGUCUCAGUCACCAGUCUCAUGGUUCACUUCCGGAAGUAAUGACCCGAUAUCUGCGCUCGGUUCAUUUGGGAGCGUUGCAGACAAUGGUUCAUCUCAGUUACGUGAAUGUGCUUUAUCUACAAUGUAUUCCUGUCCAGUGGCAGGUUGUGAACAUCGCUAUGACACUCAGUCACAGUUGGCAGUUCACUACCACACGCAUUUUGUGAAAGAAGACGGAGGGAGAGCGAUCUACGUUGAAACCAUGGGCACUCAAACAAAUUUAGUCACCAUGAAAGAUGUUGCUGUCGAUACAGAUAGAGAACUAACUCAGAUUCGUACAGUUUCCUCGGAAGAAGUUAGUCCGGAAGUAAAAAAACCUACAAAUGAUGAAAACAGCAUACAUUUGGUUUCACAAAAACCGAAAUUGUCGAAAACUCUCACGAACCAUGAAGAACAAAGCAUCAGUGAGCUCUUCAAGGUUGUCAUACAAAAGACAGAGGCAGGUGGUGGAGUUGCAAAAGCUGACGGGAAGAAAACAUUCGCUGUUCGAAGUCCAAAAAGUGCUGGCACCAGCAAAGUAUAUGGUGCUUUACUCAGUAGUGAUGCAGUAAAUCAGAAUGAAAUAUCUACUGCACUGGAUGCGAUUCGUAAAAUGGUGACGAAUAAUAGUGGUGAAGCUCAUUCAAGUGAACAGCAAUCGGCAACCGUUAUUUCCAGCUCUGGAAUACUGCCGUCAACCAGUGUUUGUUCUACGACACCUCAUGGUGGCGCUGCUUCGCCAGCAUUUUCAGACAUUUCGGAUGAUGCUCCAACUUUGGAGAAAGAGGUGGCCGAUAAAUCAGAGGAGCGGUCUUUGGAUCGGAUCAAAGAAUUAGUAAAUAGCACCGAAAAAGUCCCGCUAGAACAGCUAAGUUUGUCGAUCGAGGACGAAAAAAUGAUCACUGUAUCGAAAAGCGGAGUUGGUUCAUCCACUUUGCUUUGUCCUGUAAGCUCAUCAACUACCACUAUCGCUACUACAUUAUCUGUUCCUCGAAUAUCAGCAGAAAUGAAUCAGGGUUUCGUCUCUGAUGGUUCGAAAAAAAAUGAAACGAAAACACAGUCACAGGCAAACACUAUCAGUUCUUUUGCAUCAUCCUUUAUGGAUCCAUCCGGACUGCGUCACGCGUCCACUAUUCCAAUUUCUAUACCGAAUUUGUCGAACGCUCCUUCUGCUUCGGUUUUUGCACAGCCAUAUUUCAUACCAUUUAUCAGUCCCUCAGUAAGUAAUACCGCAACUCCAGGAAUGUCACAGCCUCAUACUUCGAAGCAUAAAAUUCAUGAUUUGAAGGCCAAUCCACCAAGUUUGAUUCCUUUUCAAUCUAAAGAAAGCAACAACACUCAGCCAUCUUCAGUUGUUGCUUCCUCCAAUUCUCAACCUCUAUCCCAAGGAGGAACAGGUAAUAUAUCAACAACGAAGCAAGUCAUGCACCAACAACUAGGAAAUCAGAGUGCUGCUUCAGGAAAUUCUUUCGCAGGCAUUCAACCUCAUGCCUCUAGCAAUAACGACCGUAGCGCAAAUACUCAAAAUGCGCAAUCUUCUGCACUGAACUUUAUGCAGCAUCAACAGCAGCAACAGGCCUAUUUCGCACAGUUGCAACAGCACCAACAAAUGCAGUACAUGCAACGAUUUGGCGCAGCUUUUCCAAUGACGGGACCGUCGAAUUCCAUGAAUGCUGUUGCACAACAAGCUUACGAACAGCAAAUGGCCGCUUUGCAUGCAUCAUUCGGCUAUCCAGGAAUAUUUAUGCCUCCAUCAUUUCCACCCAAAUAAAGGAAUGGACGGGAAUAUUACUAUUCGACAAUAUGUUAGGUUCUAAAUAAGUUAUUUGAACUUGUUUGCUCAGAAUGUAGGAUGUUAUUUUGUUGCGGAAUGCAAACUGCUCUAUAUGUUAUUCAAAGCUCGAAGGUUUCCAAACACAAAAAUCGGAUGAGAAAUGAAUGUAGCAAUGUCUUGCAAAUCUGAACCCAGUUGGUAGAAUCUCUGAAAGUUCAUUUUUUCUUGAUAUGCACAGUUCAUUUUUCCUUUUUGUUUCAGUCAUUUUUGGCUCUUACUGUACCAUCACUCAGGUUUACUGUUGAAUGUUCGGUCAUUCAUGAAAGAAAAUAUUAGUGUCAAAACUCGUAAAGUGAUCAUAACAUGUAAUUAUUGGUACUAUUUUAAUAAGAC